CUCAGUUUUACUUUUUUACUCCUGGGCCACUUCCUGUUACUGCUACCCCGCCAUGGACUUCUUGAUGAGCGGCCUGGCAGCCUGCGGGGCCUGUCUGUUCACCAACCCCCUGGAAGUGGUAAAGACCAGGAUGCAGCUGCAGGGAGAAUUGCAGGCCCCGGGCACCUACCAGCGGCACUACCGAAACGUCUUCCACGCCUUCAUCACCAUCGGCAGGGUGGACGGCCUGGCUGCCUUGCAGAAGGGACUGGCCCCCGCCCUCUUAUACCAGUUCCUCAUGAAUGGCAUCCGCCUGGGCACCUACGGGCUGGCUGAGGCUGGGGGCUACCUGCACACUGCCGAAGGCACCCUCAGCCCUCCACGAAGCGCAGCAGCUGGGGCCCUGGCUGGGGUCAUGGGAGCCUACUUGGGGAGCCCCAUCUACAUGGUGAAGACACACCUACAGGCACAAGCAGCCUCGGAGAUUGCAGUAGGGCACCAGUAUAAGCAUCAGGGCAUGUUUCAGGCGCUAAGCGAGAUUGGCCAGAAACAUGGUCUGGUGGGGUUGUGGCGUGGGGCCCUGGGCGGCCUGCCCCGAGUUAUCAUCGGUUCCUCCACCCAGCUGUGCACCUUCUCAUCCACCAAGGACCUCAUCACGCAGUGGGAGAUACUUCCUCCCCAGAGCUGGAAAGUGGCUCUGGCAGCUGCCAUGGUGAGUGGCAUUGCGGUGGUCCUGGCCAUGACGCCGUUUGAUGUGGUCAGCACGAGGCUCUACAACCAGCCCACGGACUCUCAGGGCAAGGGCCUCAUGUACCGGGGGAUGCUGGAUGCUCUGCGGCAGACCGCUCGGACAGAGGGCAUUUUUGGCAUGUACAAGGGUAUAGGUGCCUCCUACUUCCGCCUUGGCCCCCACACCAUCCUUUCCCUCUUCUUCUGGGACCAGUUACGCACCCUCUACCACACGUACACCAAAUAACAGCCAGUCCUUCCCACACCACCACAUCAGCACUCCUUAGACACUUCUGCCUCCACUAUUGUGUUCUCGUGACUUCUGACCAGCGGAUCUUUUCGUCCAUCCAAAGGGAACCGCCUAUGCCACUCCCUAACUGUCUUCUCAGGGUUGAAUCACUACAAGGGAUAGUUUCCCUCCCUUUCUUGGGUGUCACUUUCUUUAAACCUUCCCUACCCAUCCCCUGGACACUUCAUACCCCUCUCUCAGGGCUGAACCGGUCACUCCAAAGUAUUUCCUCCUUUUAUUUGGGCAGCCUUGGGUCCCUU
Panthera uncia (snow leopard) is the source of this 1257-nucleotide messenger RNA. RefSeq names its product solute carrier family 25 member 35 (gene SLC25A35). NCBI's taxonomy places the organism in Eukaryota, Metazoa, Chordata, Mammalia, Carnivora, Felidae. The coding region runs from base 53 to 955 and encodes 300 amino acids. The record is from RefSeq and is a predicted model, not a curated record. The transcript is spliced from 5 exons.